Molecule: messenger RNA, 4716 nt
Organism: Manduca sexta (tobacco hornworm)
Lineage: Eukaryota; Metazoa; Arthropoda; Insecta; Lepidoptera; Sphingidae
Gene: cv
Product: protein twisted gastrulation
Exons: 5
Coding region: 276-998 (240 amino acids)
Biological process (GO): regulation of BMP signaling pathway
Source: RefSeq, a predicted model, not a curated record
UUAUCAUUCACUCAGAAAAGUUUUGCAAUGCGAAGUAGUAGUAGUAAGAACAAGUUUCUCGAUAAUUUAUUUUAAUAAUAUUUAUGAAUACUAUGAUUAUUAAUACGUUUUAGUCAUUUUGGACUCACCUAUAGAACUAUAAAAUAGUGUUAGGAACGACUCAGUGGUUAAUGCACGUGUUAUAAAAUUCUUCACACCUGUUUUGUUUAUUUUUACAAGCCACAAAUUUUCAAAGUUGUUUACAACUUUCAAGUUCUUGAAGUGUUGUUUUGACGAUGGCUCGAAAAAUAUAUUUUUUAAUUGCGUUAGUGUGCAUAGUGUCGAUAGUAACAGCCUGUAACGAGGCAAUUUGUGCGAGUGUAGUGUCUAAAUGCAUGCUGACACAGUCUUGUAAAUGCGACCUAAAGGACUGUUCGUGUUGUAAAGAUUGUUUUAAUUGCCUCAGUGUCCUGUACAGCGAGUGCUGCAGCUGUGUUGAUAUGUGUCCGAAGCCAAAUGACACUCAAACAGAGCUGUCCAAGACAUCAUACGUGGAAGAGUUGGGAGACGGUGUCCCUGGUCUUUUCGCUGCACUCACCAGCGACCCAGACCCGCAGCAGAGAUGGCUGUCCAUCACAUACCCUGUAGAUAUUGACUUGUCAGCGUACAGGGCUGUGCCGGAGAAGCAAGUAGUAUAUCAUUUACAGAGCGUGGAGCAAGAGCCGGAGCCGGUGAGCCGCGACGUGGUCACGUUCAACUGCACCGUCGCGUACAUGUCGCAGUGCAUGUCGUGCGACAAGUGCCGCGCCUCCUGCAGAUCUAUGGGCGCCAAUAGUAUACGAUGGUUCCAUGACGGGUGCUGCGAGUGCGUCGGAGAUAAGUGCCUCUACUACGGAAUUAACGAAAGCAGAUGUUUGGCAUGUCCCGGGGGAAAGGAGACCACAGUAAACACUCUUGACGAAGACCUCACCUACGAUGACCUGGAUUAUGGAGAAGAUGUAGACGCGCAGGCUGUUUAAAACUAUAUAAUACUCUGUGGUAUGAUAUAAAUUAUGCUUAGUAUUUGUUGAGGUGAAGUUUGGCUUUAAAGUAGUCGAUGAGGAUUACAUACAAUUUAUGUAUUUAGAAGUAUUUUAUGUAUGUAGCGACUCGUUUUAAUGCCAUAAUAUUUAACUUAUAGGGUGUUUGAAAAUAUGAGAUUUGUAAGUUAAGCAAAUCGUGAGAACAAGUAGUUAUAUUAAUGGAAAAUAUUCAGAUAGUAAUCGAAUAAGUGGAAAUGUCAUUUACAAAUCCGAUUCUAUCCCGGAUUCCUUCGGGAGUCCUAAUAGAAACUUUUUUUGGGUUGAAUCGAUAUAUUCAUGAAAUGUGUCAAUUGUAUUUUAAAUAUUUAUAUAAAUCAUUGUGUAGAGCAAUUUCAAGUAGAUGUUAAUAUUGUAUUUCAAUAGUUUAAGUAUAUUGUAUUACGAUGUUUUUAAUUAUUGCCUAAAUGUAUGCCCUGCUUUAAAAUGAUAAUCUCAGGUUUGUAUUUUAUUUAAGGUCUAGAUAUAUUUAAGUAUUAUAAAAAGUAGAUUAAAUACUCUGACAAGACUUCUCCAGAGUCGCGCUAUCUGUACUAUGGGAAGCCAAAAAACUAAAUGUAAUUAAUUACUUUAAAAUUAUCCCUUUGUUCUGACAGUUCAAUAAAACUGAACAAAAAUAAUUGACUGAAAAGCUGUGGAAAUUGGUUUACAUUUCGUUUUUUCUUCCCUGCAUAAAACAAUGGGUCCUAAGUAAACUAUAGUAUCUGGAAAUAUUGGCAUAUUCACUUUCUUUAGCGUUAAGCUAUUUAGGUAGGUUUACUACAAAACCCAUCUAAUUAGAAAAAUUAUAAACGAAAAAGAAUCAUCAUUGAAAUCUUCAUUUCCAAAUUUUUUUUACGGGUUUGAUUGUAACCAGAGCCUAGGUAACAAAACGCUAAAAAGUUAAUAUUGCAUUUUUUUUAAAUACGAUAGUUUACUUAGGAGUCAUUGAAAAUAUAGUUUGGUAGAAUUUUAACAUAUUAAUAUUAGGUAUUCACGUAAUGUCACAAAUUAUACAUAACUUUUACUGCGGUUUGGUAGGCGUUAACUUUUCGGUGAUAUAAAUAUCAUCCAUUACAACUUGAAUGUAAAGAAUGUUAAAAACGAUAAACAAGAUAGAUUUAAAUAUUAAAAUUCAAACCCGAAUGCAUAAUUCGAAUCUCAGGCAUUUUCCGAUAGUCUUUAAUGUUUAUACGAUUAACGUACUGUAAAGCAGAAAUUCGGUUAUGAAAGUGACAAGCAUUGGAUAUCAAAUCGUGAUGUUCUGGAAGGUGGUAUACGGAGGAUUCUCAGCGAUCGUGUGUUUGAUAAUAUUUAUCCAUUUCUGUCAGUUAAGAGUUGCGCGUAUUCUCUCUACAACGUUUCCUUGAUAAUAUAAUACUUUUACUUCAAACCGGCCGGCAUAAUUGCGUCGAUUGCCGAGGAAUAAUCAUCUCUCAAUCGACGUUAUCUGAUACUUAGAUUACCAUCAGGUGCAGUGCGUUCACUUUAAUGUGCCUUAUAACAAAUACCUCCACUUGAAUUUUUUGACGCGGUAUAAUUUUAUAACAUCUAUUACCAUGCCUGCAGGACACCAAAGUCACCUUUUUCUAAUGUCAUUGAACUUUAAAUCAAACUAAGGAUAAAUAACAAGAAUAUAUUUACUCCAUAGUAACGUGACUGUAUUGAUUAUGUGCAUCAUAUAAUAUGAUAUUGGCGAGGUGCCAUCAUCCCGAAUUGCUCUCUAUAUUUUGUUGCACAAUAAAUCUGCAGUUUUGUUGCAUACGGAUGAUUAUUUGUGAUGCUAAAUCCAGUGUUAUCUCUCCAAGGUUUUCUGGAAGAAAAUGCUUAAAAUAGUUUGUUCCUGAUGAAUAAUCAUAAUUUUAUGGUUAAGGGGCUCAGUUGCAUUCAAUGUAUUUCCGAGAUAAGAGAAUAAAAUGCUUACGGCAUCUUAUGUAUAUUAUAUUUUUGAAUCAUUACGAAAUAAUGAGUUCUUAUGUCUACAUGUAUAUGUUAGACCUUAAAAUAAAACUAUUUUACGGAUUUUAUCGAACGAACGAACGCGAAGGCUGCAUUCUUCGAAUCGUUGGGAGAACAACAUAAUAUAAAAAAUGCGAUAAAAUAUAUAAAAUUGUUUUAUUUCAUUAGGAAAUGUCAAGACCCAUAAUUUGUGUAUAUAUAUGAUCAUAUAAAUCUGAGCGGCUAUAACAACAUAAAUAUCUAAUCAUAUUAUUAUAUAAACGUGAAUAAUUCUUACAGGCGAUGUUGUCAUCAUGUUUGAAAAUUAUCUAUAUUCCUUUAUAAUAAAUUUAGACCCCUUAUUCAUAGACGUUAUUUAUCUGAGGACGGAGCAUUGCUGUGAUAACAAGUCUGUUUCUCAGUGCUGACGCCAUGGCAGCCUUCGCAGUACGUAGACAUAGGGCCAUUGUGAAUGGCUAAUAUUGAGAUACAACUUGAUUCUAGUUGGCUGUCGGAUAAACAAAGCUGAGAAACAGACUGGUUAUUACAGAAAUGCUCCCUCCGUCCUUAGAUAAAUAACGUCUAUGAAUAAGAUAGUAAGUAUUUAACGCCCAAAAAUAUUAUAUUAUAUAUAUUUUUUUUUGUUUUUACAAUUAUCUACUUAUAAUACCGAUUAUGCUUAUGUCGUAUAAGAACAUCACAAAUAUAUUUAGUACUAAUUACUUUUAUAAGUUUUCUGUGUACAAUAAAAUGCAAUCAUUUCAAAAUGUAUGCUGAGACUAAGGACAAAUUCCAAAAUUAUAAAAACAUGCUAUACACAUUGUGGAUUAUAAUAAACUUAUAGGAAAACAAUAUUAUGUAUUUUUCGGUAAAUAAGUAUAUUUUCGAAAACAAUAAGAAGCCUUGCUCUUAAUAUUCAAGAGUUACUGCACGAGAAAAAUAGAAUCUCAUUUCCUUAUAAUUUUUUUAUUAAUAUUAAUGUAUUUAUAUUUUCCGUCCGAUUCGUUUGUAAAUUUGAAAAUCGGGGUCCAUUCUAAUAAUUACGACAUUACUAAAAACUUUAUUUUCUAUAAAUAUUUACGAACGAUUUCAAUAUUAUGUCAUAUUGUCAUGCUGUUAAAGUUUGCAUAAGUAAUUGUCCUAGUAGCAAAAUGUUCAAAAGACCUAUCGGUCUUGUUAACAACUUGGCUUAAGCCAAAAAUAUACGAAUGGGCUCUAAUAAUUUGAUAAAAUUUAUUAGCUAAGAUAUUAUGAUUGUUAAAUUUAAAUAUUUGAAUAUAUUUGAACGAAAAUGUCUCAAGUGCCAAACGAGUUGCUUGUACAAAAAAUAUGCCAUUAUGUUAAUGUAUGAAAGUAUAAAAAUCAAUCACUGAAUGUCAGUGUAGCCAUAAAAAUAGUAAAUAAGAAACAAUGAACGCAAGAAAGGUCUAAGCGAAAUUUUACUCAAAAUACAUUAGUCGAUAGAAAAAAGUUAUUUUACGUUAUACUUACAAAAUGGCCCUUAUUAGCAAGGUAAAAGGGCAAUUUGAGAAUCAAAACUUAGAACGAAAUUAACCAAAAUAAUAAUUUGGUUAAAAAAAAAUUGUUUGGCCAAAAGAGUUUUAGACCUUAAUGAAAUUAAGUUUGUACUGGUAACGUUCUUUCUCAGUGCCUUUUAUAACUGUAUUUUUAUAUUUUUGUAACACUUUUGUCAUGUUACAAAUUGGUUUAUAUACGAAAAGUAAAUUUUAAUUUAUAUGAA